CAAACACGUCGGUUUGAUUGAAAAUGCAGUUCGAGCGUUUGCGGCGUUUCUUUUGUCCAACGGCUUUGGUGUUGAUUGUCGUGUGUCUUGUGUUGUUUUUUAUGCUUGAAGUUUAUCUGUUGGCUCUAGGUCCCACUGGACGUGACGUUGUGUUAUAUAUACAGCCUCCGUACCCAGAGAGAGUUACUGAAUACGAUGUUGGAUCUCGGAACCAGACGCGGGACAACCUGACAAUCGCUCAUCAACUGUAUCUAAAGCACAUUUUGCAAACGUGGGGAGCUCGAUGCAAUCGCAUGCACAUUAGCCAGGGAAGGCACUCGAUCGGAUCCAUCUAUCAAAUCAUCUACGCAGAGCAUUACCUGGAUCUCGAUUGGCUGAUCCAUGUUCACGUCGACAGCUAUGUGAUCAUGGAGAAUCUGCGAUACACUCUGGCCAAAUACAUGCCCACUGAGGAGAUUUACUUGAGAGCAUUUCAUGCUAUGUAUCCCUACGCUCAUGUUGGUCAAAAAAACUCCACGGAUUACGUGUUGAGUCGGGGCGCUUUGGAGCAGCUGCUCGCAAGGAGUUGCUUCUCAAAUGCAGGCUGGCAAGAUUGUCUGGAUAACAUGAAACAGGGACCAAGUGAGCUAUUGUUUCCAUUGCAAAUUCCGGGUGAAGUGCUUCCCUUCAAGUUGCGCUCUGAGUUUUGGAAUUGGCCAUACAUCCAUCGGGCAGUUUACACUGAGCAGGGUUUCAACAAACCUUUGAAGUAUCCAAUUGCCUUUCCUUACACCACUGCGAAUCAGUUGCAUGUUCUUGAGUAUUUGCUAUAUCAUCUGCGACCCUAUGGACACGUCAAUGGAAUGCCAGCUUUACCAGAAGGAUCAGCAGUGCAACUUCCAGCUGUAGUUGUGGAUGACAGUGUGGCCAGAGAACUCUACAGUGAGGUACGCAUUAUCUGCAUGGUGUUGACCUAUCCCCACAUGUACGAGAAGGUAGCAAGAACCAUCAGACAAACCUGGGGACGUCGAUGCAAUAAACUAAUCAUUUUUAGCAGUCGCAAUCAAACGAACCUGGAUGGAGUGCACACAGUGGCCCUAAAUGUCAGCGAGGGCUAUAGUCUAUUGUGGGGCAAGACGAAGGCAGCCUUCAGACAUGUCUACAGGCAUCAUCGCAAUGAGGCGGACUGGUUCUUCAAGGCCGACGACGAUACUUAUGCCAUUAUAGAUAAUAUGCGCUACAUGCUGCAUUCCCAUCAUAAAGAAGAGCCCAUAUACUUUGGCUGCCACUUUCAUCCCGAUAAAGAUGAGAACUAUAUGUCAGGAGGUGCAGGUUACGUACUCAGCAAAGAGGCACUACGUCGGCUCAUUGAGCAUGGUCUACAUUCGAGUGGCUGCAAUCGUCAGCAGUCGGGCACUGAGGACUUUGAAAUGGGUGUUUGCCUUAACUACUGUGGCAUAACUCCCGCAGAUUCCAGAGAUUCUUAUGGUCGC
Molecule: messenger RNA, 1472 nt
Organism: Drosophila albomicans
Lineage: Eukaryota; Metazoa; Arthropoda; Insecta; Diptera; Drosophilidae
Product: glycoprotein-N-acetylgalactosamine 3-beta-galactosyltransferase 1
Exons: 3
Cellular component (GO): membrane
Molecular function (GO): N-acetylgalactosaminide beta-1,3-galactosyltransferase activity
Source: RefSeq, a predicted model, not a curated record